AUGUCUGAUAGCGAUGGGGCAAGGCGUUGGGCACAACUGAUCGCCGCUGGUUCUCACAGACUAGAUGCUAACAAAAGAUGGGAGACAGCUCGCCUUGCCCCCUUUCGAUCGCUAACGCCCCGCGAACCCCGGAGUUGGCGCCCACUGGCUCUGCGCCCGCCGUACCUGAUCUCCAUUAUAUGUUUGAUGUUGUCGAUGCUUCUGGCUUUGGAAGCACUACGACAGUACAGCGACCGUGAAGGGGGGUUGUUAUUCUUCGCCUACACGGAGGACAUCUCUCCUGUACAAUCUUUCCUCUAUAACUACCUGCCUAUAAUCGUUGCCCUGGUGCUUGUCCUGGUGUGGACAGUCACAGAUUUCGAUGUCCUCCGCCUGGAACCAUACUUCCAAUUGUCCCGACCCGAGGGAGCGCCAGCGGCUGUCCUCUUCAUCAACUAUAACUUCGGCCAAACAAUUCUCACCCCGAUCAAUGCCGCGCGUCGCCGCCAUUGGGUAGUUCUUUGGAUCUCAUUUGUCACCCUUUCCAUCCGAAUCAUACUCCCAGCUCUGCAAAGUACUGUUUUUGAGCUACGCGAGGUGGAUGUGGUUGACCAUGGAACCAUAAAAAGCUGGCCUAAUCUAGUGGAUCUGAACACUCAAGCGAACUGGAUGGCCACGCAGGCCAACAGCACUCUUGAUUCUGUGCUGAGCGUGAGUGAGCAAUUGCGACGGACCCGCUCCUCUAAAUACGCCGUUGCGCCCGUGGAGAUCCCCGACAGCGAUCAUAAUGAGAACACGAUUUGGACUCUGGAUCAGACUUUGUAUUGGGCGCAACUUUCAUGUCAGAACAUUUCCGUUGAAGAUAAGCUCACAGUCGCUAUCCACGAUCGUCCGGACGCGGCGUUUCCUACCAUCUCAUGGAACGCUAGUGCCAUCGACUUGAAAGAUACCUACGGAGGCGCCACAAAAUGCACUUUUGACUUUCGAUACGACAGUGUCUUCUUCCAUUCCACUGACUACUUGCAAGUACGGUAUUGGGAGCCGGCGAUCAGUGCUGCCGCUAUGGAAGCAUAUCCAGACCGAACCCAAGCUUUCACGGAAUUUAGCUGCGAUCCAUUCGAUGUUUAUGGCAUGUUGAUUGGGGUAAAUGUGACCAGGCCUAACUCGACUGUUACCGAAUACUCUGCAUAUGGUACUGCGUUUGCUUGUGAUAUCAUUUACCACAAGGCGGAAGCUCGUGUCUCCAUGCACUCUAACGGCUCCAUCACCUCGAUUGAGAUCGAGCGAGGCAGCACCCGCGCUCUCACGUCGUCUGAAUUCAACAUUGAUCACUUCCAGGCCCUGCUGUCUCAACGCGCUCCAUACACAAGUGAUAUGUUGUUUAUUCGUGAAAAUUCUACCACGGGAGCUCGCACAAUGACUGAACUCCCUAUCAUCAGCCAGGAGCUGGGAGAUCUCCAGCCUGUGCUGGUGCUCGACACAUCAACCGUCAUGACAGAAGCCGAAUUCGGAUCCAAGAUUGAGCGGGAUGUGAAGCAAUCGUUUGUACUCACCCUUGGUCGGCUGUUUGAUCCGGAAAAUCCUCCGACUGUCAUAACCGCCAUGCGCUCGUCAAAUCAAGUCGCCAUUGCAGUGGUCAGUUUUGCUGCCAUCUGGUCAGAGUUCAUUCUCGCCUUCGCCACCUUGACGGCGAUGUACCUUCUUUAUAUGUAUCGUUCGCGAGCAUUGUUCCUUCAAAGCGACCCAGGGUCAAUUGGUGCUAUGUGUAGUAUCGCCGCUGAUAUAUUCCACCCUUCCAACAUCCUUGCGGAGCCAGUGGCGGAGUUUCAUCAAUUUUCAACCCGUCAACUCCGUCGCAUCUUCCGAAAUGCUCGUUGUUACUGGAGGCAGGGCCCUUCGGGUAACAGACUGGAGAUCCUCGCUGAAGACGGAUCUCCUGUCAAGCUUGAAGGUCACCUCAAAACCCGCGCUGAUCCGAUGCCUCACUUUCUGAUGAUCCCUUUCUUUCUUAUUGAGUUCUUAGCCUUAGCGGGUAUUAUCAUUCUCAUUGGACUUGUGGUCUCCUCUUUGCUUCGGGACGGCCGGUUCAAUCAUCUCACCCAAUCUGAUUCCAGUGCAUUCCAAGUCGUCUUAUCCUUCUUGCCUUCCGUGGUCGCUUCCUCCGUGGGAUCUCUAUGCACAUCCAUUCACCGCAACCUGACUAUUUUGGAGCCUUGGGUCCACCUGCAACGGGGCAACGCCACGGCACGGACAUCAUUGUCACUGAACUAUUCAUCCCAGAGUCCGUUCGCUAUUUUCAUCAAAUCCGUUCGUGACCGACAUGUCUUAUUGGGUCUCGUAUCCGUCGCAUGCGUUGUGAACAUGGCCUUGACUGUGGUCGCGGGUGCGCUUUUUACCCAAAAAAGGACGACUUCGACGAUGGACACGACGGAUUUGACAAUGAAUUAUAGUCAGUCCACUUUCCGACAAACGGAUUUUGCCGCUCAAUUUACCGAGUAUGAUUUGAUACAAACCAGUAUCACCAGCGGCGUGCCCAUGCUGCCCUGGACCAGCCCAAAUCAGUCCUUCGUUCCUAUACUCGUGAAUAAUCGCCAGUCAGAUGUGACUUACGCCGCCUCGACUCUUGGUGUUGGUACCGCGCUCGAGUGCGAGCCCCUUUCUUCCAAAGCUCUUGUCUAUGAUAAAUCCGAUGAUAAUCAUCAUUGGCGUUACAGAAUGUUUGACAAUCCGUCCAUGGAAUGCGACGCACGCAUGCCAGCUUUGAAGAGCCGGGAUGAAGGUAUUGCGCUGUCUAUUGAAUUCUUGUCCCCGGACGAGAACAACGAAUCGGAUCUAUGUCAGACAUCGACCGUUCUGGUAGUCGGUCGUUGGAAUUACCUACCGAACACCCCUAUCACGGAUGACAACACCGUCGCAUUACAUUGUGAGCCUCAAAUGAGGUUACAAAAUUAUUCCAUCAUGUUUGACCAGAAGGGUCAGAUAGGUUGGCAUAAACCUGUCCCCGAGACGCUCAUCACUCAUGGAGCCAUGUACGACAAUGCGACCGUGAGUCUUGGUCAAUUCAACAAAGUCUUUGCUGCUAUCCCCAGCAACUAUGUCGGCAAUACCACCAUGCAGAACGGCACAUACAACAUAACUUCCUACGACUGGGCUGGCUUCCUCGUUGCGCGUCUCUAUAAGCGCGAAGACCCGGAAUUUGAUUCUUUAGAUCCUGCUCUUCUGACCGACAUGACUCAAACUGUAUAUCAAUGGGUGUACAGCACCUACUUUUCCAUUUGGCGCGACAUUUACCUCGAGCCGCUGCCUCACCCGGUCCGGGCCACAAAUGCGACAAUCACCCGCAGUAUGUGGUGCAUGAUUCCAUCGGCUCCAUCCCUUGCGAUUGCUUUGGCGAUCAUUGCAUUUGAUACGGUAGUCGUGCUGUUGGUCUUCGGAACACGGCGCGGUCGCUUCCGUGGGCCACGAAUGCCGCGCUCGAUCGGGGCCAUCAUUCCUUGGAUUUCGCAUAGCCAAAUGCUUCAAGAUUUUACGGAUACUCAUCAUUGGAGCAGUGCCCAACGACAUGCUCACCUCGCAUCUUUGAACAAACGUUAUGGUUUCCGCAUGUUCAUGGGUGUCGAUAAUCGCUGGAGGUUUGCCGUUGAUCAGGAGGAUAACCGCAUGCCUCCCGGUUCCCCCCUCACGAGCCCGGAAUCGGAGAUCGACAAGACAGUCGAAGUUGAGCUGCAGGAGAUCCGAGGUUCGCCUCCCCGAGUCACGAUUGAUGUCCCUACCUAUGUUACGACCUACUACUUUGGAGUAUAUACAUGA
Molecule: messenger RNA, 3789 nt
Organism: Penicillium bovifimosum
Lineage: Eukaryota; Fungi; Ascomycota; Eurotiomycetes; Eurotiales; Aspergillaceae
Product: DUF3433 domain-containing protein
Exons: 3
Coding region: 1-3789 (1262 amino acids)
Source: RefSeq, a predicted model, not a curated record